Molecule: messenger RNA, 1096 nt
Organism: Triticum dicoccoides
Lineage: Eukaryota; Viridiplantae; Streptophyta; Magnoliopsida; Poales; Poaceae
Exons: 2
Coding region: 85-474 (129 amino acids)
Source: RefSeq, a predicted model, not a curated record
CCUGCUCUCCCAUCAUCCGCAGAAGCCCACCCAAGUCCUCGCUCGCUCGCCGAGAUCCAUGGCGGCCGCGGUGGCUGGGAGAGGAUGCGCACGGGAGGAGGAGUUCAGCGAGCUGUUGUGGACCUGCUAUCCAUCGUGCGGGCCAGCAACCGCUGCCGCUGCCAGCAGCAGGAGGCGCGGGCGGAGAUCCCCUUGUGGGACCGGCGCCGGCCGAGGAAGGCCCCGGCGGCGCCACCGAACGAGAAGCCCGCGGCCGAUGACGAUAGUAGCGAGGGCAUCGCCAGCCCGGACACCACGCUUGCCUUCCCCGAGGACGACGAGGCGGCGGCGACGGACGACGAGGCCAAGGCCAGCGCACAAGACAAGUGGCCGAGGUGGAGCUAUACGCCACCGAGGUUGCCUAUGUCGUGGGUGAGGAGGAGGAUGGCGAAUGGGAAGCACCGAAGAUUGACAACCCCAACUCCCCAAGUGUGAAGAGGCACCUGGUUGUGGUGAAUGGAAGAGGCGGAUGAAGCAGAAUCCUUCCUACAAAGGCAAGUGGCAUGCACCCCUGAUUGACAACCCCAGCUACAAGGGAAUCUGGAAGCCCCAAGAUAUCCCCAACCCUGAGUACUUUGAGCUUGACAAGCCUGACUUUGAUCCAAUUGCUGCUAUUGGAAUUGAGAUUUGGACAAUGCAUGAUGGCAUCGUUUAUGGCAAUAUUCUUUUUGCCGAUGAUUAGAAGGUAGCCACCUCUAUCCUGGAGAAGACAUGGAAGCCCAAGUUUGAUGUUGAGAAGGAAAAAAGUAGAUGGCUUAGUGGAUCAUCUAGCCUCCCACUUGGCAAGGUGCAGCGACCCUCUUCUUGUUUUCUCUUUCCCAAGAGCACAUCAUGGAUUAUCAGCAGGAUUGAGCCGAUGAUCUAGAUCGAGCAGGUCAAAGGAACUUGCCAGCAACACUCCUCUUUGAUCUGGUAUGUCGUUCAUCUCGGGUGAUUUCUACCCUGGAAAAUAACAUGGAACAUCAAAAACUGCAUUUUGAAAAGGUUACUGCAAACUUGAUUUUAUUUAUCUUGCAUUUAUGAAAAUUUAUGAAUAGGACAAUCGUUCGUGUUUUCU